CAAGGCUGCUGCCUGGACAGGGGGUGUAAAUUGAUAAAUAUAGCAGCGCCACUAUACUAUCAAGGUAAUGGUAGUAGUGUGUCAAGUCUCAGGACAGCCAACAAGAAGAAGCAGAGAAUGACUGAGGAAGCCAAGAUCGUGGUUCUGGCCUACUCUGGAGGUCUAGAUACUUCGUGCAUCCUAGUGUGGCUGCGGCAGCAGGGAUUUCAAGUUGUAGCCUACUUGGCUAACUUGGGUCAGGAUGAGGACUUCGAAGAUGCCAAGUUGAAAGCCACGAAGCUGGGGGCCAAGGAGGUGGUGGUGGAGGACCAGCAGCUGGAGCUCGUCCAGGACUUCGUGUGGCCAGCAGUGUCAGCUGACCUGAUCUACGAAGACCGCUACCAGCUGGGCACUGCCCUAGCUAGGCCCUGUAUUGUCAGGGGCAUCGUCCGUCUAGCUGUUAGGGUGGGCGCAGGGUAUAUUGCCCAUGGUGCUACGGGCAAAGGGAACGACCAGAUACGCUUUGAACUGGGAUGCCACGCUCUCUGUCCUGGUAUUAAGAUCGUCGCGCCAUGGAAGGACCCAGCCUUCUACGAGAGAUUCCCUGGGCGUCAGGAACUGUUUGAGUAUGCCCAUACUCACGACAUACCCGUCCCGGUCACUCCCAAGGCCCCCUGGAGCAUUGAUGCCAACAUGGUCCACAUUAGCUAUGAGUCUGGCAUCUUGGAGAACCCAUCAACUCAUCCUCCAGAAGGCAUCUUCCAGCUCACCACAGACCCAGAGGAAGCACCAGACACUCCACAGUAUCUGACACUCACCUUCAAAGCUGGUAUACCCACGAGUGUCAGUGUAAAAGACCAGGACACACCUGUGACAGAUGCUUUAGAAAUAUUCCGCAUUUGUAACCAGAUAGGAGCGCAACACGGUGUCGGCCGCAUUGACAUUGUGGAAAACCGGUUCAUAGGUAUCAAGUCUCGUGGGAUCUACGAGACGCCAGGAUUGACACUGCUGAGGGCAGCACACCUUGACCUAGAGGCGCUGUGUCUUGAUCGUGAAGUCAGGAAGAUUAAAGCCUACCUCAGCAAUCUCAUGGCGGAACAGGUCUAUAAUGGUUUGUGGUACAGUCCCGAGUGAUAUACACGGAGCUGUAUUGAAAACUGUCAGCUGACUGUGACAGGAAGUGUUGAUCUUAAGGUCUACAAAGGCAAUGUGUACGUGUUGGGAAGAGAGGCUCCAGUAUCCCUGUACAACCAAGAACUGGUCUCUAUGGAUGUACAAGGAGACUACGAUCCUAUUGACGCCAGGGGUUUCAUCCGUAUCAACGCUGUACGACUGAGAGAACAUCAGAGGAUCAAGACGAUUGGAUCUACGAGUUAUAGGAUCAAGGAUCAAAAAACUAAUGGACAGAAGACUAGCAGUUAAUGCGUCCAUGAUUCUUUUGCAGAAACAUCAGAGGAUCAAAAAGGCGAUGGGAUCUACCACUUAGGUGUAUAUAUAUAUAUAUGUCGUGCCGAAUAGGCAGAACUUGCGAUCUUGGCUUAAAUAGCAACGCUCAUCUUGCCAUAUAGGACAAGUGAAAAUUUGUGUAUGCAAUAAUUUCGCCAAAAUCAUUCUGAACCUAACGAAAAAAAUAUAUUUCACUGCGUUUAGUAUUAAAUUAUUGUAAACAAAUCUAAAAUAUAUUUAGUUGGGUUAGGCUAAAAUAAAUUGUUCUUGUUAUAAUAAGGUUAGGUAAGUUUUCUAAGUUCCUUUUGGUGCAAAAUUAUAAAUUUUUACAUCAACAUUAAUGAAAAAAAAUAUAUCUUUAAACGUCUAAGAGAAAAUUUUAGAAAGGACAUAAUUUUAAAUGAGUUCUUGCUAAUUGACCAGUUUUACAUAUUC
Molecule: messenger RNA, 1860 nt
Organism: Cherax quadricarinatus
Lineage: Eukaryota; Metazoa; Arthropoda; Malacostraca; Decapoda; Parastacidae
Gene: Ass
Product: argininosuccinate synthase
Biological process (GO): L-arginine biosynthetic process; urea cycle
Cellular component (GO): cytoplasm
Molecular function (GO): argininosuccinate synthase activity; ATP binding
Source: RefSeq, a predicted model, not a curated record